This is a messenger RNA of Nanorana parkeri, 1121 nucleotides long. It is a transcript of the gene RRS1, whose product is annotated as ribosome biogenesis regulator homolog. NCBI's taxonomy places the organism in Eukaryota, Metazoa, Chordata, Amphibia, Anura, Dicroglossidae. The transcript has a single exon. Gene Ontology annotation, biological process: endonucleolytic cleavage in ITS1 to separate SSU-rRNA from 5.8S rRNA and LSU-rRNA from tricistronic rRNA transcript (SSU-rRNA, 5.8S rRNA, LSU-rRNA); ribosomal large subunit biogenesis; ribosomal large subunit export from nucleus. Bases 42 to 1121 code for a protein of 359 amino acids. Gene Ontology annotation, molecular function: protein binding. Gene Ontology annotation, cellular component: nucleus; preribosome, large subunit precursor; nucleolus. The record is from RefSeq and is a predicted model, not a curated record.
UCCUUGCUGGUUACACGUGUUUCCUGUGAGCCCCAGCUACCAUGGCGGCUCAGAUGAUAGAACAUGUGCUGGCCCAGGCAGAGAAGGACGAGGCGGAGAAGCUGAAGCUCAUCACUGUGCACAAAGAGCUAGAGCUGCAGUUUGAUUUGGGAAACCUGCUGGCGACAGACCCCAAUCCCGCGGACGUCAAGGCCUUCAGGCAGCAGAACCGGGGGGAAUUCCUGUGCUCCCUGGCCCGGGACAACACGCAGCUGCUCAUCAACCAGCUCUGGACUCUGCCGACACAGCGGGUGGAGGAGGCGGUGGUGGCCACGCUUCCAGAACCGAGCACUCGCCUGCCCCGGGAGAAGCCUAUUCCUAAGCCCCGGGCGCCUACCCGCUGGGAGGAGUUCGCCAAGUUAAAAGGCAUCCAGAAGAAGAAAAAGACCAAUCUGGUGUGGGACGAAGUGCACAAGGAAUGGCGGCGGCGCUGGGGCUAUAAACGUGCCAAUGAUAACACCAAGGAUUGGCUUGCCGAGGUCCCGGUCACUGCUGACCCCAACGAGGAUCAAUUCGCCAAGAGGCUGAAAGCCAAGAAGGAGCGCGUGGCCAAGAACGAGCUCAACCGACUGAGGAACCUCGCCAGAGCUGACAAGGGGAAAGUCCCGGGAGUGGGGCUCACCCCUACCGGACAGCCCAGCAAGGAUGAGCUGGGCAAAGCGAUGCAUGUGGCCAAGCGAUCGACAGCCUCCAUGGGCAGAUUCCAGGACAAACUACCCAAGGAGAAAGAGCCCAAGAGCAUGGGCAAGAAGAGAAAGUUCCAGCCCUUGAUGGGUGACUUCAGAGCAGAGAAGAACAAGCAGCUGGAGAUCCUGAAGGUCUUGGACAGUAAGAAACCUGCACUAGAUGUCACCAAGGCAGUCAACAGGCAGAUGAGAGAGGAGGAUGCAGAGGAAUCUGCCAAGAAGAGGAAAUUCUCCAAAAAGGGGGGAGGAGGAGGGGGCAAAAAGGGCAAGGGGAAAGGACCAGCCAGAGGAGGGAAAGGACCGGCCAGAGGAGGAAAAGGCCCAGCCAGAGCAGGGAAGGGCCAAGGUGGGAAAGGGUUUGGUGGUAAAGGAUUUGGUGGCAAAAAAAGAAAAUAA